Messenger RNA from Salvelinus sp. IW2-2015, 918 nucleotides. The record is from RefSeq and is a predicted model, not a curated record. Lineage: Eukaryota; Metazoa; Chordata; Actinopteri; Salmoniformes; Salmonidae.
UGCCUUCCACUAAACCCACCCACUUCUACCCAUCCUAUGAUGAAGGUAUGGCGAUGACGUGAGCAAAGCCAUGGACACGGGCAUCCAAUCAGUGAUCAACGUGGGCGUGGCCGCGUUCAACGUGGACAACUUGGGUAUCAAGGGCGUCCUGAAGACUGCCGGCAAACAGACGGCUAAAGCUGUGGUCAAAGAGCCAAACAAUACCACGCAGGUCACAGUCGGAGACCACAACCACACUGUCAACGGAGGACCAGCGGAGAAAGAGAUGUGGGAGAGGAAGAAGGAUGAGGAAGAGAAGAAAUAGAUGUCCUACUCAUUUAUGUGGCUCUUGUCUAUUUGGCCCCUAUAUAUUUUAGCCCCUAUAUCUUUUGGCCCCUCAGUGUGUUCAUAGGCCCCUAUAUCUUCUGGCCCCUAGUGUGUUAAUAGGCCCAUAUAUAUUUUGGCCCCUCAGUGUGUUUAUAGGCCCCUAUAUCUUCUGGCCCCUCCGUGUGUUCCUAGGCCCCUAUAUCUUCUGGCCCCUCAGUGUGUUAAUAGGCCCAUAUAUAUUUUGGCCCCUCAGUGUGUUAAUAGGCCGUGAUAUAUUUUAUCCCCUCUCUUUGCUAAUAGACUCGUAUCUUUUGGCCCUCUGUGUUCAUAGGCCCCUAUAUAUUUUGGCCCCUCUGUGUUCAUAGAUCUGAAUGGGGUAGAUACUGUACAUGUAAGAAUCAUGGUGAUGGCUCCUCACUAUCUCCAGUUUGCAAAAAAAGGAGCUUGCAUCAUAUUGUUUUUAAUCUAUCCAGACCUUUCGCUGUAGGGUGAAGUUGCCCCUAAAAGCUGAUCUUGGGUGCAGUUUUGUAUCCUCCCCCUCUAAUGGUUAAGGUUAAGGUUAGGAUUGGGGUUAAGGUUAGGAUUGGGGUUAAGGUUAGGAUUGGGGUUAAG